CCACAAUGCACCCGCUGCUCAGCGGGAAACCAAAAUGGCGAGAGCGAGCGAACAAAAUCAGCCGUUUAUCAUAGUGUAAAAAACACAUUACGAUUUUGAAUAAUUUCUGUAAAGAAACAAAACCUCAGUUCACAGCGGCUUUGACGGGAACGGAGCUCCUGUUGCUCGUUCAUGGUGUAGUUCUUUGUGUUUGUGAAAUAUUGUUACCCUGGAAAGUGACCGAAUGAGAGACUCGGCAAGUUCGGAUAACCUGGCUGCCCAUCAAAAAUCACCCCCAAAUCGCCAACACAAGUCACCGGUGCCCUUGUCACAAUUUCCCCUGAAAGAUGGGCUGACCGACACGGCCAAGCUCGCCGGCAAGUUUGAGGAGGGGCAGGACGUCCUGGCUCGGUGGUCAGAUGGCCUCUUUUACCUGGGCAAUAUUGCCAAGAUAGAUACACUUAAGCAUCGCUGCUUUGUGAUUUUUGAAGAUCAGUCUAAAUCCUGGGUUCUGUGGAAGGACAUUCAGACAGGGGACAGUGGAGGGGAGAUGCUCUGCUCUAUAUGCCAGAAUGAAAGCUCCGAGCCUCCUAAUGAAAUAGUCAUUUGUGACAAAUGUGGACAAGGGUACCAUCAACUGUGCCAUGCCCCCAUAAUCGACUCAGGUGUCAUUGCCUCUGAUGACAAAUGGCUCUGCCGACAGUGCGUGUUUGCCACAACAACAAAGAGAGGUGGUGCACUGAAGAAGGGUCCAAAUGCCAAAGCUCUGCAGGAAAUGAAGCAGUCCCUGCCGUAUGCCCUGGAAGAUCUGGUAUGGGACCAGGGCCACAAGACCAACAUCCAGCAAUGCUACUGCUACUGUGGAGGGCCUGGAGAUUGGUUUCUAAAGAUGCUGCAGUGUAGUAAGUGUAAGCAGUGGUUUCAUGAAGCCUGCAUCCAGUGUUUUCAGAAGCCAAUGCUGUAUGGAGACAGGUUCUAUCAGUUUAUUUGUUCAGUUUGUAAUAGUGGACCAGAGUACCUCAAACGCCUGCCUUUGAGAUGGGUAGAUAUUGCACACCUGAGCCUGUAUAACCUGAGUGUAAUUCAUAAAAAGAAAUACUUUGACUCGGAGCUGGAACUGAUGGCUUACAUCAAUGAUAACUGGGACAGGCUACAGCUUGGCGAGCUUGCAGACACCCCAAGAGCAGAACGAUAUGAAUGCAUUCUGGAAGCACUGAACAGCAACCUCAACAUGUUCAUGUCAGGGAAGGAGAUAAAGAAAAAGAAGCACCUGUUUGGAUUACGGAUUCGUUUCCCACCAGCCCCUCAGAGCUCAGAUAUCCAGUCAGACCAAGAGCAGGAAAAAGCGUCCCACGAGAUCAAGAUCAAAGGCAGGAAGGCCACCAAACCCCCUCAAUUAACCAGCACUGUCACUAAUGGAUCGGUGAAGAAAGAAAAGAGGAAACUUCGCACACACUCCUUAGAGACAUUAGCCAAACUGAGAAGAUCAAGUGAAAUUUUGGCACAGAAUGAUGUGAAGUUUCCAACUCUAGACAAUAACUCACUGGACCUGAUGGCCUCAAAAAGUGCCAAAAGGGAAAAAUCUUUGCCUUCAUCAAGUACCUCAGAUGUUGAAUCUGUUGGUGCCACCAGCACCAGUGAAACUACCUCAACCACCAUCUCGAGACAGUCCAGCUUGGGCAGUCCAAGUGGACCACACACCGGAUGCCUCUGGCCCACCAUCACACAGCCCCCACUGAAGAGGCCCCGGGGACGUCCGCGACAAGCACUGCAGCCGCCAAAUCCUGAGAUUCCUCUGCCCUGCAACCUAGAACCACAACCCAGCAACAGUGUCCCUGAGCCCAGUCCCCUCCCCUCCUGCCUCUACAGCAGCAUGGACAUCAUACAGGGACUGAACCCUGACACCCAGCUCAGCCAACUCAAGACCUCUAUCAGCACUUACUUCGGUGCUGCGGGUCGCUUGGCCUGCGGGGAGAAGUACCGUGUGCUGGCCCGCCGCGUCACUCAUGACGGCAAAGUACAGUACUUGGUGGAAUGGGAGGGGGUAACAGCUUCCUGAACUGGUUAAGGGACUAGUCACACCUGGUGAAAGUCUAGUUUGCCACCAGUAAUGUGCAGUAAUGUAGUUUUGCAACAGUAACAAUGUAUUGCAUAUGGAAGUGAGAGCAGUGAAUGUGACAAUGUACAUGGUUGACUGAGCUGUUUGAGUGGCCUGUUUGAGAUGGGACUUCAAAGUGUUCUUUGUAUGCGACUGUCUCUGCAAAUUAAAAUGGACUACCUUCACAUGGACUGGAUUGACAAAUAUGAGGUGGUCAGAAUUUCAGGUUGAAGACAUAAUCAAUUCACUGCUAUGUCAAAAUAACUCAAGUCCUUUCUUUUUGCCUCUAAUGUACAGGUGCCUUAAAAGGGUUGUGAAACAUACUAUGUAUGCUGCUUGUUUUCCUUAUUCAGUCAAAAAUGUUCUUCGCUCAAAUUGCCAAGGAGAGAGAGAGAGAGAGAGAGAGAGCUAUUGUGGAUAGGGCACUUUUAUUUACAUUUCAUUUGAUUGCACAUAUGCUCUCAUCCUCAACAUCUAGUGUUGUCUAUCUAUGUUUAAAUGACCUAGAGUAUGAAUUUUGUGACAAAAUGAAACCAUUUAUGACAUUAAAGAGAUAAUUCACCCAAAAAUGAAAAUUCUCUCAUUUACUCACCCUUAUGCCAUCCCAGAUGUAUGACUUUCUUCUGCUGAUGAAGAUCUUCACAAAUGAAGAUUUUUAGUAGAAUAUCUCAGCUUUGUAGAUCCUUUCAGUGCAAGUGAAUGGUGUCCAGAACUUUGAAGCUCCAAAAAGCACAUAAAUGCAGCAUAAAAACAAUCUAUAUGAUUCCAGUGGUUUAAUCAAUGUCGUCAGAAGAAAUUUAAUAGGUGUGGGUGAGAAACAGAUCAAUAUUUAAGUCCUUUUUAAUUGCAAAUAUCCAGUUUCACAUUCUGAAUUAUUUAUAGUAAAAAAGGGUUGAUAUAUUGAUCUGUUUCUCACCCAAAGUGAUUGCAUCACUUCAGAAGACGUAUAUUAAACAACUAGUGUCUUACGGAUUACUUUUAUGCUUCCUUUAUGUGAAUUUUGGAGCUUCAAAGUUCUGAUCACCAUUAACUUGCAUUGUAUGGACCUACAGAGUUGAGAUAUUCUAAAAAUCUUCAUUUGUGUUCAGCAGAAGAAAGAAAGUCAUACACAUCUGGGAUGGCAUGUGAGUGAGUGAAUGAUGAGAAUUUUCAUUUUUUGGUGAACUAUCCCUUUAAAAAUGACUGACGUUCUUCUACCACAAAACAAAAUUAAAACGUAUCAACCGCAUUAAUAGAUCUUAGCAAUUUGUGAAACAAAUUACACAUUCACAGUUGGCUAAUUUAAAAAUUUGUUAACAAUUUUGUCUCCUGCAAGUUUUUUUCUUAAUGCUGCCACUCUCGGUCAUGUACUUAAGACGUCUGCUUAUAUCCCUUACAAAACUUAGCUGCCACAUGAAUUUAAGUUCUAAAGGUUUUAGGCAAGAGCCCUUUUAUUUUAAUUCUCUCUGUAAAAUUAUUUUAAAUCUAAUUUUUAUUUUUGAGAGGGUAGUCUUUGUGUAAUAUUUUGUUUAUACUAUGCAACUAAUUCAAUGGAUCUGUGUAUUUUUCUUCAGCUUCACCUUACAAUCAGAAAACAGCAGCAAUAUUUUUGUUACAAUUGACUCAGGCUUUUUUUUUUUUUUUUUUUGUAUUAUUGUGGUGCUAUUUAUUGCUUUCAAACAGCAGUGUACGCUAACAAAUUGUCCAUUCCCGAAAGCACUCAGGAUAGUUUUUGCAACUUCACUGUAAGAUUUGAUAUUGAUCUGAUAUUCAAAUAUAUCCUGCAAGAAAUGAAAUGAGAUUUUCAGUUCUGUUUUGUAUUUUAUAUACAAUUAUAUGAUCCUAAUUUUAGUUUUAUUCAAAAUUUUGAAGUUCAACUGAGGUGGAAAACUUUUUGUUUGUUUUUUACCUGAGAAUGCCCUGUACUCCAGAACAUUUUCUAACCACUUGCAGAGGUUGGACAUUGGUAUUAGGCAAGUGUUAGACUUCAACAGUAAUACCUCCUAAUUUUGAUACAAUGAACAAAUAUUAAGCUCUUGUUAUGUUGUGUAUGAAGCGUUUUUUGUUUGUUUGUUUCUUCAGUUGGCGUACCAGUGUUAGUAAAGCUUGCUUUGUAUUGUACUGGCUUUGAGCAGGCUCCUUUAGCCAAAGAAUAAAGAUUUCAAAACUUGG
This is a messenger RNA of Myxocyprinus asiaticus (Chinese sucker), 4228 nucleotides long. RefSeq names its product metal-response element-binding transcription factor 2-like. The transcript has 15 exons. Gene Ontology annotation, biological process: regulation of DNA-templated transcription; chromatin organization. Gene Ontology annotation, cellular component: nucleus. Lineage: Eukaryota; Metazoa; Chordata; Actinopteri; Cypriniformes; Catostomidae. Bases 224 to 2038 code for a protein of 604 amino acids. Gene Ontology annotation, molecular function: chromatin binding; DNA binding. The record is from RefSeq and is a predicted model, not a curated record.